CAAAUUUGCCGAUUUAAAAAUGAAACUAGAUGGAGCUGCUGUAUUAUUCAGGAAGUGGAUAAAAUGAUGGAGAAAAAUGGCUUUAUUUAAAAUAAAAAGUGUCAUCAGUAGCAAGGAUCAGGAUCUUCUUGAGGCAGCCAAAUCUGGAGAUGUUGAAGCUAUUGUUAAAAUUACCUCCAAGAAACGUCAAAGUACAGCCAGUCAAGUGUUUACAAGUUUUUUGAAAGGAUCAAUUAAUAUCAACUGUGUUGAUAGGGAGGGAUACACACCAUUGCACCUGGCAACACUAAAUGGACACAAAUCAGCAGUAGAAUGUUUGUUGACCCUGGAUGCCUCGGUCAGUUCCAAAGAUAACAGUGGCUGUACUCCACUACACUUGGCAGCAUGGAAAGGAUACGAUGAAAUCUGUACCCUCUUCUUAACAUUUACUAAUGCUAUCAUCCCUAUAGAUGUACAGAACAGUCUUGGAGACACAGCCUUACAUAUGGCUGCCCAAUAUGGCUACAAAGAUGUGGUAGAUGUCCUCCUACAGUACAACGUUGAUGCUACUAUUCGGAACUUAAAAGAUCAAUCAGCUUUAGAUCUUGCUGCCCAGUAUGGAAGACAUGAUGUGGUUCAGCUACUGGUUACCAAGAACCCAGAUCUGGUCAAGCAUACAGUCACAUCACACUCCCCCCUACACCUAGCUGCCUCGUGUGGACAUGUACAAAUUAUCAGUACAUUACUGGAGGCCGGUUAUGAUAUCAAUACAACAACGACCGGUGGAACAGCACUCCAUAUUGCUGCUAUGUACUGUAAAACAGAAGUGGUCAAGUUACUGGUCGAAAAAGGUAUAGAUAUACAUGCCCAGGAUGGAGAGGGUAAAACAGCUCUAGAGAUUGUACUGAAGAAUGACCAGUCACAGCAGAAAUAUGCUGAAAUUGCCAAAUUUAUCAGAGAUCACAUAAUGAUAUCUGGUGCAGCAGACGACCCUCAUGAUGAUGGUAAUGUGUAUGACACAUCAUUUAAUGUGAAAUCAGCAACACCUCCACCAUUAGCACCUGCUGUUGAGGAAGAUCUCACCAAAGACCAAACAAGCAGCAGUAAACCAGAAGGAAAGGAAGAACCAGAAAUCAAAACCAGACCUGUACCUAAACCCAGACUGUCUCUUGGUGAUGCUGUUAGUGAUGAGGAGAGAAAGUCUGCCUUGUAUACCAAACCCGAUAAAACUAGAAAUAGAAUUGACGAUUCUCCAGUGUCAGUUAGAAGUAUCUCACCUCCUAAACCAGCACCAAGAGAAUCAAAAGCUAUUUCUCCUGAUUUUAAAUUUGAACAUUACCCACCAGAUUUACCAAAGAAAGAAAGAGAUUCCGUGCCACCUCUGCCACCAAAGACAGAUGAUAUCCCAAUCCUGCCACCAAAAGUUAUGUCACCAACUGCUGAUAUGGUCGUAGCUGAUUUACCACCAGUCAGAUCUAAAAGUCAAGGUUCAUUUGAUGGUCCUCCACCAUGUGAAGGGGGGACUGUGGAUUCAGAAUAUACAGAAGAUAUUUAUGCAAAUGUAACAACAGGAUAUUUUGUUAUGACCAAACCAGUCGAUACAGAAGGUUCUACAUUAAGUCCUGCUUCAAAAAAGAAAAGACCAGCCAAACCUCCAAGGAAAAAGAGUCCAGCACCGUCCAGGAAGAUGGAGCAGAGUCCAAUUAACGUUAAAGAAAUAGAUAAAGAGGAAUAUGAGACCAUGUCUAAUGUUAAAAAAACAGAAUCUGAAUCGAGUUUUACUGAAGACGUUUAUAAUGCUUUAUUUUCUGGCUUUAAAACUGAGUCUAAAGAUAGCAGUGAUGCUGAAUCUAUAAAUAUGAGUACCGCAUCUGAAUCUCCGUCAUGUGAUACAGAAUAUACAAAUAUAGGUGCUGUUGCUGAAUCUCUGUCGUGUGACCCAGAAUAUACAAAUAUAGGCUCUAUUUCUCAAUCUAGGUCAUGUGACCAAGAAUAUACAAAUAAAAACAUUGCUUCCGAAUCUGUUUCUAGUGACCCUGAAUACACAAACACAAGCAUGGCUGCUGAAUACCGCUCCUCAAAGUUAACUGCUGAUGAUGAAAAAACUGUGCCAUUUACCAAAUAUAGCGAACCAACAUCCCCGUCAAAAGACAUCAGAACUGAGAGAGUUGAAUCUCAUUGUACAGAAUUACGGGGAGAAAUUCAGAGUACGUCUAGGUCAACUAAAUUAGACAGAACUUCAACGGGGUUUGGACAGACCAGUACAAGUGAUGAAAUACAUAGUAAAGACCCAUUGUCAUUGUCUGUGAUUGAUAGUGAAAGUGAUAAGACAAUCCCUGAAGUGUUUGACAGUAAGGAAAAUAGUAAUGACUGUAAAAGCAUUCCAGGGACAGAGAACUUAUGUGAAUCAAAUAACUGUGAUAGUGACAUUCCAGACGGUGAUAUUCGUAAAUCAUGUUCUAUAAAUAAAAGCAUUCCUGAAAAAAGUGAUUCAAAAGUAGACAUUCCAGAUAAUACUUUACAAACUGAACAUAACAUUCCAAAAAACUGUUUACAAACUGAAAAUAACAUUCCACAAAAUACAGACAUUCCACAAAAAAAUGUUGAGACUGAAAGUAGUGUUUCUGUUUUAUCUAGUCCAGACAAAGAAAACAAAGGUACAGAUAGUGCUAGACCAGAAAUAAAACCUCGACCUAAGUCAUCAUACAAACCCUUGGCUGAUUCAUCGCCCCCAGAGCUGCCACCAAAAUCCAGUCUAAGUGAUCUGACCAAAGAUUUAGUGGUAGAUGAGAAAAGGAUUUCUAAUGGAUCAGGAGAACCAAAGGAUUGUGAUGAGUGUAAAACACCAAAGCCUCAUUCAUUAGAGUUUACCAAGAAAAGGUUGUCGGAGCACAGAUUUCCUACGACGCCAACAGGCUACCCACAACCACCAACACCUGACUUCCCACCUCCGUCCCCACACACAGCAAGGAAGGGGAUAGAACAGAAAAUAGCAGACAUAGAAGUGCCUUCUAAUAAGAGAUCAUCAAGAGAUAUAGAGACUAUUACAGAAGAUUUAGUAAUGGAUGGGAAAACUUCUGGGGAUAAUUUAUCUCAAUCAAAUACCAAAGAAAUAAGUGAUCAGGCAAAAUUACAAAAAGUUGAGAACAUUGUUCCUAUAAAACAAAAGGAAAGUACAGAACACAUUGAAAGUGAAAGUGAAAGAAGGUCACAUGACAAGAAAGAUGAAGAAGAAGUUGUUGUUUUAAGGAAGUCAUCUCGGACCAGUACAGGAAGUGGAGGACAAGAAAUAUUAGUUGGGGAUGACCUUGAACCUUUUGCUGCUGCUUUGAGUAACGGAGAUUCUUCUAGCUGUCUUUUGAGAGGAUCAGUAAUUGGUGGACCAAGAAAAGUUGUUUCUCAAAUUUAUGAACAUGUGGCUGUGCCACUCAAAAGGACAGGUGGUAAGAGGACCUCACUACCACUAAGCAAUAUGACCUUUGAACCUGUAAUGGAAAGAGAAGAAGAUGGUGGCCAUGACAAGAGACCAGACGUUGAUAAGUCACAUGACUUGAGACCCAUUAAACUCUCAGGGAUGAAAGAGGAUAGCUCAUUUGAUGAUAAAGAUGAAUGGGACCAGAUUGCUGACAUUAUGGCCUCCUUUGGUUCAGGGAUAGAAAGAGAAUCAGUGUUUGUAGAAAAGUUUGAAGCUUUGUUUACUAAACAUCUGGCUGCUCCAGGUUCAAAUGCCUCAAUCCAUAGUGUUGGAGAAUGGUUGGAGUCCCUUAGUUUGGGCCAGUAUGAAAAUACUCUGUAUGCUAAUGGCUUUGAUGAUACAGAUUUUCUGGGGGAGAAAAUCAUGGAAGAACAAGAUCUGGAAUCUAUAGGUAUCUCAACAUCUGACCACAGAAAGAAGAUACUGGACCAGGCAAAGAGACUUCCACAGAUUAAACCUAUAAAUGCUGAUUGUCCACCAGUGUCCGUGGAGGUUUGGCUGAACAGUUUACGAUUACCUCAAUACCUAGAUAAAUUUAUAUCUCAUAAAUAUAAUACAAUGGAGAGAGUUUUACAAGUCUGGGAGUUGGAACUCAGUACAGUUUUAGAUCUUUCAUCAAUGGGUCACAGAAAGAGAAUAUUGGCCUCAUUAGGGGACAGAUCUCCUCCAGAACGACAGUUUGCUUCAUUGAAAAAGAAGAGUCGAGUAGAAGAUCACCAAGACAAGAAAUCUCCAUUUACAGACAUCAACUUGUUCAAAGAUUAUACUAAAGUUAAACCAUUAACCUCAACCUCUGAAGAGGACAAGUCUUCCAAACCUCAGACUCCAUCUGUGGAAAAUAGUGAUAAUGACGAAGUCUUCCAUAACAAUGUACAGGGUAAGAGUAUAAAGGACACAUCGAUACACAUCCGACCUCCUCACCAAGCCAAUACAACAGCUCCUAUAAAACAGUGGCGCCAUCGUCCAGAGAUGUUAAUCAAAGGAUGCUGUAAUUAUACAGCGCAGUAUCUUGGAUCAACUUUGGUCAAAGAAUUAACUGGUACAAGUUCUACAAUAGAAGGCAUCACAAAGUUAAAGACUAAGUUUAAGAGGAAAAUUCAGAAAUCAGCUGAUGCCAUAGCAAAGAUCCCCACCAUUAUGUUGUCAAUAUCAUAUCGAGGGGUCAAAUUUAUAGAUGCCAAAUCAAAGAAAGUUAUCUGUGAUCACGAGAUAGUAAACAUAUUUUGUGCAUGCCAGGAUGCAGAGAGUAUGAACUUCUUUGCAUACAUCACACGAGACAAUGAAACUUGUAAACAUUAUUGCCAUGUGUUCAGUGUAAGGACUGCUGAUUUAGCUAGAGAGGUGAUUAUGACUCUUGGAGAAGCUUUCGAGGUCGCUUAUCAGAUGGCUCAGAAAGAAAAAGCCGCAGAGGAAGCCAAAGAGUUUGAACGAACACUGAGUCAAAGUGAUGCAGACGAUUCUUCACAGAGUAUAUCAUCAUCAAAAGCUUCGUUAAAUACUGUAUGACCUUGAGAAACAUGAGGAACUUAAAGG
Messenger RNA from Mytilus trossulus (common blue mussel), 4987 nucleotides. Its product is annotated as ankyrin repeat and SAM domain-containing protein 1A-like. The record is from RefSeq and is a predicted model, not a curated record. The transcript is spliced from 29 exons. Gene Ontology annotation, molecular function: protein binding. Gene Ontology annotation, cellular component: cytosol. Lineage: Eukaryota; Metazoa; Mollusca; Bivalvia; Mytilida; Mytilidae. The coding region runs from base 77 to 4960 and encodes 1627 amino acids.